AUGGCGGGCAGUACUCCGUCUCAUGCGCAGUCGUCGCUCCCAUCACUGCCAUCGCAUCUACAAUCAGAUACCCACCUGACGGCACAUUUAGCAAGCCGGUUUCAUGUUGGCUUACCAACAGCCCGCCUGUCGUCUCAAGCAUUGAUAUGUCUCAAUACUUAUACUUCGUCUUCAAAAGGCCCCGAUGGCGGUAAGGAGGACAGUGCCAUGGGGGAGGCGGAGGAUCUGGCUCGACGGGCUUUUACGAGACUAGGUGCUCGGGGAGAAAAUCAAGCUAUUGUGUUUCUAGGGGAGAGUGGAGCUGGUAAAACGACAAUUCGCGCGCAUAUCCUGUCCUCAUUGCUCUCAUUUUCAUCUACCCCGCUAUCGUCGAAACUAUCCUAUGCAACUUUUGUCUUCGACACUUUGACUACCACCAAGUCCCUGACCACGCAGACAGCGUCUAAAUCCGGCCUGUUCUUGGAACUACAAUACGAUGGAUCAUCUUCCAUCAACCCUACCCUGAUCGGUGGUAAGGUCAUUGAUCACAGGUUGGAGCGGAGUCGAAUUGCUUCAGUACCGACGGGUGAGCGAAGUUUCCAUGUUCUCUACUACCUGCUGGCUGGUACAAGCGCUGCAGAGAAGGCCCACUUGGGUAUCGAUAAUUCCAUCCACAUAACCACUUCUGGGGGUAAGCUCUCGUCCGGUUCAGUGAGCCACAAGAGAUGGAGAUAUCUGGGCCAUCCGACUCAGUUGAAGGUGGGAGUCAAUGACACCGACGGCUUCCAACAUUUUAAGACGGCACUAAGAAAGCUGGAAUUUUCCCGGAACGAAAUCGCCGAAAUCUGUCAGAUCCUGGCGAGUAUCCUUCACCUUGGGCAGCUGGAGUUUGCCAGUGGGCAAUCUACCACCACCUCUGCAGAGGAGAGUGGUGGAUACUCGCAUGAAGGUGGUGAGACCGUUACCAUCGUGAAGAACAAGGAUGUACUCGCCAUCAUCGCCGCCUUUUUGGGCUUGGGACUCGAGGAGCUUGAGAUUAGCUUGGGCUACAAAACGAAAACAAUCCACCGGGAGCGUGUGACCGUCAUGCUUGAUCCGAAAGGCGCACGGCAAAAUGCUGAUGAGCUUGCACGCACCAUUUAUUCUCUUCUGGUGGCCUAUGUGAUCGAGACGGUCAACCAAAAGAUUUGUGCCGCAGAAGACAGCGUUGCAAACACCGUCUCCAUUGUUGACUUUCCCGGUUUUUCUCAAGCCUGUUCUACUGGUUCUACCUUGGAUCAGCUCCUUAACAAUGCGGCAACUGAAUCGCUCUACAACUAUUGCCUCCAGUCAUUCUUUGACCGAAAGGCCGAUAUGCUAGAGCGCGAAGAAGUGGCUGUGCCUCCUACGAGUUAUUUCGAUAACACGGAUGCUGUGCGUGGGCUUCUGAAGCAUGGAAAUGGUUUGUUGAGCAUUCUUGAUGAUCAGGGCAGGCGUGGGAGGUCUGACGCUCAAUUCAUUGAGAGUAUCAAGAAGCGCUUUGAAAACAAGAACCCUGCCAUUCUUGUCAGCAACCCGGGGCGAGCUCCUGGCAGCAACUUUGUUUCAGAUACAGCCCGCUCAGCAUUUACAGUAAAACACUUUGCCGGCGAGGUCGACUACCCUGCCACUGGCCUGAUUGAAGAGAACGGGGAAGUCAUUUCAAGUGACCUGAUGAAUCUCAUGAAGUCCACUCGAAGCGAGUUCGUCAAGGACCUCUUUGGACAAGAUGCCUUGCAAACCGUUUCUCAUCCGAGAGAGAAGACGACUAUUAUGCAAGCACAAGUCAGUUCAAAGCCUUUGCGGAUGCCGAGUAUCGCCAGACGCAGGACAAACCCAUCUGCCAGAAUGUUCGAUGCCUCCUUGGCUGAAGAAGGAGAGGAAUAUGAAAGCCAACCAGGUUCCAUCAAGAAAGGCUCUGCGGGCCGGAAAACAGGCGUGCUUACUGGUGGUAUCCAAGGUGCAGCUGGUCAAUUCCUCUCCUCUCUUGAAAUCGUCAAUAAAUGCUUGAGCUCAGCCAACUUGAACCCAUACUUCGUUUUCUGUUUGAAACCAAACGAUCGACGAAUCGCCAAUCAGUUCGACAGCAAAUGCGUGCGAGCCCAAGUUCAGACCUUCGGAAUCGCUGAAAUCAGUCAGAGGUUGCGCAAUGCUGAUUUUAGCGUUUUCCUUCCAUUUUCAGAGUUCCUUGGUUUGGCUGAACUCGGUAACGUUGUCGUCGGUAGUGAUAAAGAAAAGUCAGAAGUCGUCCUGGACGAAAGAAAGUGGCCAGGAAAUGAAGCCAGAGUUGGUAGCACUGGUGUCUUCCUUAGCGAGCGAUGCUGGGCAGAUCUCGCAAAGGUCGGGGAACGCGUUAUCCCCUUCGCCGGUCAGCCGGACGAGGAUGGCUUGCUUCACCCACGUAAUGCUGCCUAUAUGGACUCUAAAGUGCGACUUCUCAAUCCAGCCGACCAAUCUCCCGGUGCCUUUAUCUACGGCGAAGACAAGCAAGGAUACUUUGGCAGCCGCGAUCUGGAUGGACGCUCUGAUGCGGGAGGCUCUGCCUUCAAUUCGGGUGAUAUGUUCCGCAAUCUGGAGACCAGGCAGCAGAUGCUGGAAAAGGGCAAUGAGAAGGAGAUGGAGGAAGUGGAUGAUGCCCCUGUCUCUGGUAGCCGCAAGCGGUGGAUGGCACUCGUCUACAUGCUGACAUUUUACAUUCCCGACAUUGCUAUCAAAUUCUUUGGAAGAAUGUCACGGAAGGAUGUGCGACUCGCCUGGCGAGAAAAGCUGGCUAUCAACAUUAUCAUCUGGUUCAGCUGUGCCGUCGCCAUUUUCUUCAUUGUCGCUUUCCCUGGAUUGGUUUGUCCCACACAACACGUUUAUUCGGCAUCUGAGUUAGCUUCUCACAACGGCAAAGAUGGCCACAAUUCUUACGUUGCCAUCCGAGGUGUUGUUUUUGACUUAGGUUCUUUCAUGCCAUCUCAUUACCCUGAUAUUGUGCCAGAGUCAGCGUUAAAGAAGUACGCUGGUGUCGAUGCCACCAGCCUUUUCCCUGUCCAAGUGUCUGCUUUGUGUCAGGGCAAAGAUGGGCACAUCGAUCCUACCGUUCUUUUGGAUUACAAACCGACAAACGUCUCGGGCUCGGUGACUGCAAUCAGUAGCACAGAUACCAAUGCCAACUACCAUGACUUCCGGUAUUUCACCAAUGACUCUCGUCCGGAUUGGUUCUACGAGCAGAUGGUCAUGCUACGGGCAAACUACAAAAAGGGCUUCAUCGGUUACAGUUCAGAUUAUCUGAAGACCCUGGCAGGAAAAUCCCAGUCAAUCGGUAGUAUCAAUGGCAAAGUCUAUGAUCUUACCACGUACAUUACAGGAGGUCGGAGAUCAGCAGCUCCCCCAGGAAAAUCGGUGCCUUCAAAAGUUGACACGGAUUUCAUGGACUCUAUGGUUGUCGACCUCUUCCAGCAACUCCCCGGCCAGGACCUUUCGAAAUACUGGGAAAACCUCGACAUUGACUCGGGAAUGCGUGAACGUAUGCAACUAUGCUUGGACAACUUGUUCUUCGUCGGCCAUGUGGACACCCGAAAUUCGCCUCAAUGCCAGUUCGCCCGUUACUUCAUUUUAUCCAUUUCGAUCAUUAUCUGUGCGGUAAUCACGUUCAAAUUCUUGGCUGCUCUCCAAUUCGGCAAGAAGAACGUUCCCGAGAAUCUGGAUAAAUUCAUUAUUUGUCAGGUUCCGGCCUACACAGAAGAUGAAGAAUCCCUUCGCCGAGCUAUCGACUCUAUGGCACGCAUGCGCUAUGAUGACAAGCGUAAACUUCUUCUCGUCAUCUGCGAUGGUAUGAUUAUUGGUCAAGGUAACGACCGUCCUACUCCACGGAUUGUUUUGGACAUCUUCGGUGUCCCAGAAUCGGUCGAUCCCGAGCCUCUUAGCUUUGACAGUUUGGGUGAAGGUAUGAAGCAACACAACAUGGCCAAGGUCUAUUCCGGUCUAUAUGAAGUACAAGGUCAUAUCGUUCCUUUCCUCGUCGUUGUCAAGGUUGGAAAGCCGUCUGAGGUAUCGAGGCCUGGAAACCGAGGCAAGCGUGACUCCCAAAUGGUUCUCAUGCGGUUCUUGAAUCGUGUCCAUUACAACCUUCCUAUGAGUCCCAUGGAACUGGAAAUGUAUCACCAAAUACGGAAUAUCAUCGGUGUCAAUCCCACAUUCUAUGAGUUUAUCUUGCAGGUCGAUGCCGAUACGGUGGUUGCCCAAGAUGCAGGAACACGAAUGGUAGCUGCGUUCCUGGGUGAUACUCGACUCAUUGGUGUCUGUGGAGAAACAGCUUUAACCAACGCCAAAACAUCCGCGGUUACUAUGAUGCAGGUUUAUGAAUACUACAUUUCGCACAACCUUAUCAAGGCCUUCGAAAGUCUUUUCGGAUCCGUUACGUGUUUGCCUGGUUGUUUCACGAUGUAUCGUAUUCGCUCCGCGGAGAACGCAAAACCACUGUUCGUUAGCAAGGAAAUCGUCGAGACCUACUCUGAGAUUCGAGUUGAUACCUUGCAUAUGAAGAACCUGCUGCACCUGGGUGAGGAUCGUUAUUUGACGACCCUGCUUCUGAAGCAUCAUCCGAAGUACAAGACCAAGUUUAUCUUCCGUGCCAAUGCCUGGACCAUCGCUCCGGAGCAGUGGUCAGUCUUCCUAUCGCAACGUCGUCGCUGGAUUAACUCGACUGUCCACAACCUGAUCGAACUGAUUCCUAUUCAACAACUCUGUGGUUUCUGCUGCUUUAGUAUGCGCUUUAUUGUCUUUGUCGAUCUUCUCAGUACCGUCAUCAUGCCUGUCACCGUGGCGUACAUUAUCUAUCUCAUUGUGUGGCUUGUCCGGGACACGUCUGUGGUUCCCUAUACAGCCUUCAUUCUUCUAGGUGUGACAUACGGUCUUCAGGCAUUUGUUUUCAUCCUUCGCCGCAAGUGGGAAAUGGUUGGCUGGAUGAUUGUAUACAUCCUUGCAAUUCCCGUGUACUCCUUGGCCCUUCCGCUCUACUCCUUCUGGCACAUGGAUGACUUUUCUUGGGGAAACACUCGUGUUAUUACCGGAGAGAGUGGCCGGAAGGUCGUCAUCUCAGACGAAGGCAAAUUCGACCCAGCCUCAAUCCCGAAGAAGCGAUGGGAAGAAUAUCAAGCCGAACUGUGGGAGGCCCAAACGUCGCGCGACGACCGGUCCGAAAUUUCUGGUAUUUCCUACGGUACUAAGAACUUCCCUGUUGCUCACUCGGAUUACGGAUUCCCUGGUUCUCGACCCAUGUCACAGCUCGAACAGCUGCCUCGCUAUGGAUCUCGCAUGUCACUGGCUCCAUCCGAACGGAUGAGCCGACACAUGGACAUGGAGAUGGAAGAUAUUGCUGGAUCGCCCACUGACGAUGCCAUUCUCGCGGAGAUCCGAAACAUCCUUCACACGGCAGACUUGAUGACUGUCACAAAGAAGAGCAUCAAGCAAGAACUGGAAAGACGGUUCGGUGUCAACUUGGACUACAAACGGCCAUACAUCAACUCAGGUAAGAAUACCUCUACUCUCAAAAUCUAUCAUAUCAUGAGCAAAUUUCUGACAUUUUUUCUACAGCUACCGAAGCCGUUCUAUCCGGUAUCCUUUGAUCCCCUCUACCCAAUCCACUCACGGCACUGUACAAAGUCCCCCUUUACUUCAUUUGCACGAUUACAUAAUGAUAAUAUUUCUCUUUCCCCCCCUCGCUUAUUGUUCUCCUAA
Molecule: messenger RNA, 5721 nt
Organism: Aspergillus wentii DTO 134E9
Lineage: Eukaryota; Fungi; Ascomycota; Eurotiomycetes; Eurotiales; Aspergillaceae
Gene: chsE
Product: chitin synthase class Va
Exons: 3
Coding region: 1-5721 (1906 amino acids)
Cellular component (GO): myosin complex; cell periphery; cell septum
Molecular function (GO): chitin synthase activity; ATP binding; cytoskeletal motor activity
Source: RefSeq, a predicted model, not a curated record